Punctularia strigosozonata HHB-11173 SS5 is the source of this 1062-nucleotide messenger RNA. RefSeq names its product NADH:flavin oxidoreductase/NADH oxidase. The transcript has 6 exons. Lineage: Eukaryota; Fungi; Basidiomycota; Agaricomycetes; Corticiales; Punctulariaceae. Gene Ontology annotation, molecular function: FMN binding; NADPH dehydrogenase activity. The coding region runs from base 1 to 1062 and encodes 353 amino acids. The record is from RefSeq and is a predicted model, not a curated record.
AUGUCCAAACCCAAGCUCUUUCAACCGCACAAACUCGGCUCACUGAACCUGGCCCACCGCGUCGUGCUGGCCCCCCUGACGCGUUUUCGCGCCGACAAGGACCACAUCCGCGGCGAGCUCGCGAAAACGUACUACGAACAGCGCGCAAGCGUGCCCGGCACGCUCCUUAUCACCGAGGCGACCUUCAUCGCCGCUAAGGCCGGCGGCUACGACCACGUCCCAGGCAUAUGGAGUGAAGCUCAGAUUGCGGGAUGGAAACGGGUGGUAGAAGCCGUGCACGCCAAAGGCUCCUACAUCUUCCUUCAACUUUGGGCUCUUGGGCGCGCGACGGACGUUGUCUCCGCGUCGGACGUGCCGAUAAAUGGCUCCAAAUCCAUCCCGCGCCCGCUCACCGUGCCCGAAAUCAAGGAGUACGUUCAACUGUAUGCGACCGCCGCCCGCAACGCAGUGCAUGGAGCUGCGUUCGACGGGGUCGAGAUUCAUGGUGCCAAUGGCUACCUUAUCGAUCAGUUUAUUCAGGAUACCAGCAACAAGCGCACGGACAAAUACGGCGGCUCUAUUGAGAACCGCAGCCGGUUCGCGCUCGAGGUCGUUAACGCUGUGAUCGAAGCUGUCGGAGCUUCGCGCACUGGUAUUCGUCUAAGUCCCUGGAGCCCGUUCCAAGACAUGCGCAUGGCAGACCCUGUCCCGCAGUUCUCGCAACUUACCUGCGCCAUCCGAGACCUGCACCCGGACAUGGCGUACCUCCACGUCGUUGAACCGCGCACGUCCGGCUCGGACGACUGCGAGUCGCAUCACCAUGACGAGUCCAACGACUUCGCGCGUGACAUCUGGAGGGGAAACGGUAGGGCGCUCAUUAGCGCUGGCGGGUACAACCGGGAGAAGGCAAUUGCAGUCGCGGAGGAGAAGGGCGAUCUGGUGGCCUUCGGGCGGACGUUCAUCUCCAAUCCUGAUCUGCCACUACGACUGAUCAAUAACAUCCCCUUGACGCCGUACAACCGCGACGUGUUCUAUCUGCCUGAAAACCCGAUGGGUUACGUUGAUUACACUUUUGCUACCUAG